CUGGCUUGUAGUUUCAAAGCAGAAGACAUUGCAGUGCGAGUUGGUCAGUCAAGAAACACGUCUCUGGGGCCCUAUGACCAGUUUCGAUUCGUCAGUCAUAUACUGAUCCAUCCCCUCUUCCGGCCUACCGAGAAAGCACGUAGCCACAACAUCGCCCUUCUACGAUUGCAAAAGAAAGUAACGUAUUCACGUUACGUCAUGCCAGCUGUCCUGCCGAACAAAACUACUCGCUCAUACGGUCAGAUGAAUGUCAUAGCGUUCGGAGUUUUGAAGACCAAGAGAUUCCACAACGAUUACGUCGACCAGAUGGACGUAAUGACUUUGAGCGCAGAGAAGUGUGCCCAUACGCCGAUCGUCAUGGAGGAAAUGAGCAUCCAGGACGAUGAGAUAUGCGUCAUUGCGUCUUCGUCGAAUCCAAAUUAUCAUCUUUGCGAGAUCGAACAAGGAGCCGCGCUUGUUACCUACAGAGAUUACCACUGGAUCGUGCGCGGUGUUGCAAGUUAUCCUAAUCGAUGUCGUAACCCCACCAGACCCGGCGUGUACACAUCAACUGCCAAUCAUAUCGACUGGAUUCAGUAUAUUUCAAGUAUGCGUCCUUACCUAGAAUUGUGUCUAACCAGUGACGGUGUUACGGAAUGAAA
Molecule: messenger RNA, 641 nt
Organism: Soboliphyme baturini
Lineage: Eukaryota; Metazoa; Nematoda; Enoplea; Dioctophymatida; Soboliphymatidae
Source: the annotation of a GenBank genome assembly